GGGACGGGCGAGUGUUCCGCGAGCUCCAGUCGGAUGACAACCAGUGACACACUCAUAGGGCAGGCGCUGGCCGGCGCGGGCCCCGGCGGGCUCAGGAGAGGCUGGGGGUCGAGCCGAGAGGCCGGGCGGCCCGAGGCAGGCAGCGCCGCCACCACCUCAGCGCCGCUGCCGCCGCCUCAGCGCAGCAGCUCCUCACGCCACCCCCCGAGCCGCCACCACCUCCACUUCCGCCUCCCGGCCGCCGUCGCCGGGAGGCGACGCAUGCGCGGGCCGGCGCGCGCCCCGAUUGGUUGGGGUGGCAGCCGCGUGACCAGCGUGGCCGCUCGGAGCCGGAGCCCCCGGGACCGGAUCUCGCUGAGCUUUGGCCUCAACAUGUGCAUAAGGCGGCUUUUCCGGUCCUCACAUCUCCAGUGGGCCUGGAGGGCAGCCUUCCUGAAACACAGCCAGCGUGGGCACCAGGGACCCUGGCGAUGGACACAUUCUGGAGGCGGCCCCUACAGAGCGGUCAUUUUUGACAUGGGUGGAGUUCUCAUUCCUUCUCCAGGGAAAGUGGCUGCAGAAUGGGAGGUACAAAAUCAUAUCCCUUCCGGAACUAUAUUGAAGGCUUUCAUCACAGGUGGCGAAAAUGGGCCCUGGCUGAAAUUUAUGAGAGGAGAAAUAACGAAAGAGGAUUUCUUACAAGAAUUUAGGAGACUCUGCUCUGAAAUUUCAAAUACCUCUGUGCCUGUGGACAACUUUUUCUCUCUGCUGACCAGUGAGCAAGUGGCGAAGCAGUUCCCAGUGAUGACUGAGGCCAUAACUCAGAUUCGGGCAAAGGGCCUUCAGACUGCAGUCUUGAGCAAUAAUUUUUAUCUUUCCAAUGGCAAAAGCUUUUUGCCCCUGGACCGAAAACAGUUCGAUGUGGUCGUGGAGUCCUGUGUGGAAGGUGUCUGUAAGCCAGACCACAGAAUCUACAAGCUGUGCUUGGAGCGGCUGGGCCUACAGCCUUCGGAAUCCAUCUUUCUUGAUGAUCUUGGACAGAAUGUCAAAGCAGCUGCCAGCCUUGGAAUGCGCACCAUUAAGGUUAAUGACCCAGAGGCUGCAGUGAAGGAAUUAGAAACUCUUUUGGGCUUUACCUUGAGAACGGUUAUUCCAAACACGCGUCCCGUGAGAAAGACAAUGGAGAUUCCAAAAGAUUCCUUGGAGAAAUACCUCAGAGACCUCCUGGGGACCCAAACCACAGGCCCAUUGGAACUCCUUCAGUUUGAUCAUGGGCAGUCAAAUCCAACGUACUACAUCAAGCUGGCUGGUCAUCAGCUGGUUCUGAGGAAGAAACCCCCCGGGACACUCCUUCCAUCUGCCCACGCAGUGGAGAGGGAAUACAGGAUCAUGAGAGCCCUUGCGAGCGCUGGAGUACCCGUCCCCAAAGUUCUGGAUCUCUGUGAAGAUUCAAGGGUCAUUGGCACGCCCUUCUACCUGAUGGAGUACUGCCCAGGCCUCAUCUACAAAGACCCGUCUCUGCCAGGCUUGGAGCCCAGCCAGAGGCGGGCCAUAUACGCUGCCAUGAACAGAGUCUUGUGCAAAAUUCACAGUGUGGAUUUCAAGGCUGCGGGCCUAGAAGACUACGGGAAACAUGGGGACUAUAUUCCACGCCAGGUGCAAACCUGGAUUAAGCAGUAUCGAGCCUCAGAGACCAGCACCAUCCCGGCAAUGGAGAGGCUCAUCGAAUGGCUGCCACUUCACCUUCCCCGGCAGGAGAAGAUCACGGUGGUGCACGGGGACUUCCGGCUGGACAACCUGCUGUUCCAUCCAGAAAAGACCGAGGUGCUUGCUGUCUUUGACUGGGAACUUUCUACCUUAGGCGACCCCCUUUCCGACGUGGCCUACAGCUGCAUGGCUCACUACCUGCCGCCCAGUUUUCCCAUACUGCGAGGUCUGCGUGACUGCGAUCUGACUCAGCUGGGCAUCCCUACUGCAGAGGAGUAUUUCAGGAUGUACUGUCUUCACAUGGGGAUCCCUCCCACUGAGAACUGGAACUUCUACAUGGCUUUCUCCUUUUUCCGAGUGGCCGCGAUCCUGCAGGGAGUCUACAGGCGCUCGCUCACAGGGCAAGCGAGCUCAGCAACUGCUGAACAAAGUGGAAAGAUGACUGAGUUUAUGUCUAACCUGGCCUGGGAGUUUGCAGUCAAAGAAGGAUUCCGGAUUUUCAAAGAGAUGCCGGCCACAAAGCCAUUAACGAGGUCCUACCACACGUGGGCUGGUCCACGGUCCCUGCCGAGCACCCCAGGAGCGAGGAGUUAUAUCCCCCUUCCAGAACCUUCCUCAGCUCAUGCCUCAAAGGGAGCUCUGGUUAUCUCUCCAGAGGCCCUUUCCCCACCGGUCAGGGAGCUGUACGAGCGGCUGAAGCAGUUCAUGGACCGGUACGUGUACCCCGCUGAGCCGGAGCUGCGCCGUCACCAGGCCUCCGCUGAGAGGUGGACCCCUUCCCCACUGGUCGAAGAUCUCAAGGAGAAAGCCAAGGCCAAAGGACUUUGGAACCUUUUCCUACCCUUGGAGACUGAUCCCGAGAGAAAAUACGGAGCAGGACUGACCAACGUCGAGUAUGCGCACCUGUGUGAACUCAUGGGCAUGUCUCUGUACGCUCCCGAGAUAUUUAACUGCUCCGCUCCAGACACGGGGAACAUGGAGCUCCUGGUGCGCUACGGCACCGAGGAGCAGAAGGCCCGCUGGCUGACUCCGCUGCUGGAGGGGAAGGCCCGCUCCUGUUUUGCUAUGACUGAGCCCCAGGUUGCCUCAUCGGAUGCCACCAACAUUGAGUCUUCCAUCAGAGAGGAGGAUGGCUUCUAUGUCAUCAAUGGUCACAAGUGGUGGAUCUCAGGCAUCCUGGAUCCUCGCUGCCAACUCUGCGUGUUUAUGGGGAAAACAGAUCCGCAUGCCCCACGCCACCAGCAGCAGUCCGUGCUUUUGGUUCCCAUGGAUACCCCGGGGAUAAAAGUCAUUCGGCCUCUGACGGUGUAUGGGCUGGAUGAUGCGCCAGGUGGCCAUGGUGAAGUCCUGUUUGAGCAGGUGCGCGUGCCCAAGGAGAGCAUGGUCCUGGGCCCUGGCCGAGGCUUUGAGAUCGCCCAGGGCCGACUGGGUCCCGGCAGGAUCCAUCACUGCAUGCGGCUGAUCGGGCACUCGGAGAGGGCCCUGGCGCUCAUGAAGGCCCGCGUGAAGUCCCGUGUGGCCUUUGGGAAGCCCCUAGUGGAGCAGGGCACGCUCCUGGCAGACAUCGCCCAGUCACGCGUGGAGAUUGAGCAGGCCAGGCUGCUGGUGCUGAAAGCUGCGCACCUCAUGGAUGUGGUAGGAAAUAAGGCUGCAGCGCUAGAUAUUGCUAUGAUUAAAAUGGUGGCCCCAUCCAUGGCGUACUGCGUGAUUGAUCGCGCUGUUCAGGUGAGCAGACUGUGGACCGAGGGCUCUUUGAACCACUUACAGCACAUGCAGAGCUCCCUCACCUUCAGCUGCCCCACUCCCGCCUUCGGAGCAGCAGGGCUGAGCGGCGACUACCCGCUGGCUCAGUUCUUCGCCUGGGCCCGAGCGCUGCGCUUUGCGGAUGGCCCUGACGAGGUGCACCGGGCGGCGGUGGCCAAGAUGGAGUUGAAGAACCGCAUUUAGGCUGCAGGACAGCAGGAGCCAGAAUGUCCCUGCCGGCCGAGACACCCAAACACGCAGUGAUGCGUUUUGAAAGGCCUGCUACAUGUGAUUUUUGCACCCUGUCGGCAGCUGCAUCCUGGGACAGUCCCUGCACACACCUUUCUGGGUCCCCACAGAAGGCGUUUCCGUGAGAAGCCCCGUGUCGGCGGUGUCAGGCAAGGAGGAAGGGCAUUGGCUGAGAGCUGGGGGUCGGGACAGAGCCUGGGAAGCUGGUCUCCAGUCUCAGUGCUGGGCAGGCAGCCCGUGCGCCCUCUCUCUCUGGCAGUGGUGUGCUGAGGUUGUGGGGAUCUGGGUCAGUAGUAGGAGCCCUGCUGGAUGGUGUACCUGUGCUUGCACCCCAAUACAGGGGCUUCCUGCUCUGUGGACCCUUCCCUUCGAGCCAAGGGGCAGUCAUGAUGGGCUGCAUCUGAAGACCCAGGCUGAUGGCUGCUGGGGAAAUGAAACCGAAAUCAUGAAGACACUGCCAUCUGAUUUUCUUCGUUUGAAUAUCCACAACACAGAACACUAAUUAAGAUAUUUUGUAAAGGGGAUUUGGGAACACAAAAGAGUAAGAAAAUACAUCUCAGAGACUUCAUGAAUGUCUGUAUGUAAUACAAAAGGAACUGAGAAUAAAGGUUCAAGGAGACAUGUAAUACUUUUAACAAUAAAGAUAAAAAAAAAAAAGAGAGAGAAAAUAAAGGUUCACGAUCA
This is a messenger RNA of Myotis myotis, 4362 nucleotides long. It is a transcript of the gene ACAD10, whose product is annotated as acyl-CoA dehydrogenase family member 10. The coding region runs from base 34 to 3633 and encodes 1199 amino acids. Gene Ontology annotation, molecular function: oxidoreductase activity, acting on the CH-CH group of donors; flavin adenine dinucleotide binding. The transcript has 21 exons. The record is from RefSeq and is a predicted model, not a curated record. Lineage: Eukaryota; Metazoa; Chordata; Mammalia; Chiroptera; Vespertilionidae.